Molecule: messenger RNA, 6018 nt
Organism: Neopelma chrysocephalum (saffron-crested tyrant-manakin)
Lineage: Eukaryota; Metazoa; Chordata; Aves; Passeriformes; Pipridae
Gene: TIAL1
Product: TIA1 cytotoxic granule associated RNA binding protein like 1
Exons: 8
Coding region: 1349-2098 (249 amino acids)
Molecular function (GO): DNA binding; mRNA binding
Source: RefSeq, a predicted model, not a curated record
UAAUUUUCCUGAUGUUAAUUUUGCUCGGGUGGGUGGGUGGGCAGUAAAGAGGGGUUGUAUCUCAGUAUCUCUCAUGGUUGUAAAUACAGUAAUGUGAUUGUGCUCUGAUUUGCUGAAAGCAAUGUGCUUUUAACCUAAUUUAUGUGCUGAUGUCCUUCAACUUUUUAUUAAAAUUUAAUUACUGUUCCUAAGUGUGACUUUUUGGUGUUGAGAAUUUGAUGUACAGAGCAGUGACUUAAAAACUGGUAUCUGUGAUAUCCUUGUGUGUUUCUUAUGGGUUCCUACUGCAUUUCAUAGGCAGUAUGGAAAAUUGGGCAAUUGGAAUAUAAUUCUGUGAAGCAGCCAGUUAAUAACUUGUGAAUGUUUCGAAAAAAACUGGUACUUAUGAGAAUGAAAUCUACUUUUUUUGGAUAAUAAUGGGAUGAAUUAAGAUUAUAAUAUCUUAAAGAAUGGUGGCUUUACAAUAUGUGCACAUUUCUGCCAGUUAAGAAAAUGUUUCUUUAAACUUCUCAUAGACAAUUCAGGUGAUGCUGAAUCACCUGGUGUCCUAAUUGAACAUAUUGAACAUUACAAGAAUCCUUGUGAGUGCUAAAAUAUAUAUAUGUGCUUAAGAGUUCUGCAAACAAAAAAAAAAGUGUUAAUCUUCUAUCUCGUUAUCUUUAUAAAAAUCUUUAAAAGUUGCACAUGAAGGUUUUUGUACUACUUUACAGGAAUAUAUUUCUAAGAACAAAAUUCUUAUUUUUCUCUUGUUCUGUACGCAUUAUUUUUAAAUGAAUCAUAAAUCUUAUUUCUUACCUCUGCUGUUUUGUUUACUUUGCUUUUUGUCUCUUAAUGUGGUAAGUAGUACUGUUUUAAAAAUCAAUUUAAAGAGAAUAAUUCAGGUUUCUGUUUCUCGAUCUAUAUUUAUACCUGAGACCUGCAGUUUUUCUAAAGUCCAAGUCACAAUUAAAAGUAAUAGCAUUCUGGUUAUUUUGCAGAAUUGCUCAUAAGAAUGGACAGGAUCUUGAAGGCUAACUGCAAGGAACUGUGCACACUGGAACUCAGUUGUAGAUUUUUUCUCAUUUCUAUUUAUUCUUAUUAUACAUUAUUUAUAUAUACAUAUUUUAGUAUUUACAUUUUAACAUUCUAUAUUCAGUGCAGUUCUAUAUUUCCAAUCAUUUUAACUUACUCACUAAAAUUUCUGUGUAAAUUUGUUGUUUUCGUACUGGUGUGCUUAGCAUUGUUGUUAGUUUUAUUCUCCUUUCUUAAAUUUCUGAAAAUGUCAAUUUUUCAAAAUUUACAGCUACCCAAACUCCAAAAUGAUGGUAGAGAAUUGACCAAGAAAAAUAAAGAAAUCUGUUAACAGGCCAUGGAUGCACGGGUAGUUAAAGAUAUGGCAACUGGAAAGUCAAAAGGCUAUGGUUUUGUAUCUUUUUAUAACAAACUGGAUGCAGAAAAUGCUAUUGUACACAUGGGAGGCCAGUGGUUGGGAGGCCGCCAGAUCAGAACUAACUGGGCAACGCGGAAACCACCAGCCCCCAAAAGUACACAAGAAAAUAACACAAAACAAUUGAGAUUUGAAGAUGUAGUAAAUCAGUCAAGUCCAAAAAAUUGUACUGUGUACUGUGGAGGAAUUGCCUCUGGGCUAACAGAUCAACUUAUGAGACAGACUUUUUCCCCAUUUGGACAGAUUAUGGAAAUAAGGGUGUUUCCAGAAAAAGGUUACUCAUUUGUCAGAUUUUCAACCCAUGAAAGUGCAGCACAUGCUAUUGUUUCAGUUAAUGGAACCACAAUUGAAGGACAUGUUGUUAAGUGUUAUUGGGGUAAAGAGUCCCCUGAUAUGACUAAAAACUUCCAACAGGUGGAUUACAGCCAGUGGGGGCAGUGGAGCCAAGUAUAUGGGAAUCCCCAGCAGUACGGGCAAUAUAUGGCUAACGGGUGGCAAGUACCAUCGUAUGGAAUGUAUGGCCAAGCAUGGAAUCAACAGGGUUUUGGAGUAGACCAAUCUCCAUCUGCUGCCUGGAUGGGUGGAUUUGGUGCUCAGCCUGCCCAGGGACAAGGUGCUCCUGUAAUACCUAACCAAGCUGGAUAUGGUAUGGCAAGUUACCAAACACAGUGAGCUGGGACUCUGUUUUAAAGUGUGUAUUUCAUGAUAGGCUGCAGUUUCCAGUGACAUUCUGAAGACUGGAAUGUAGACAAUGAAAAAAAGAAAAUAUUUAUUUUAAAAAUGGAAAUGUUUGGAACCUUUAGCACAGCUUUGCUUUGGUGAAGGACACAAAUGUCUUCUAGUUCUGCCUUUUUAAGUUUUUGUUCAUGAUGGAUAUGAACAUGUUUUUCUUUGUGUACAAAAAUUAAAAAUAAAGUCAAUAAAGACAAUUCUGACUACAAAUUUUGAUAUAGUAGGAGAAAUGGCUAACGAAUUUGAUCCUUAGGUUACCAUUCCAUUUUUUUUUGUUUUGUUUUGUCGUCAGUGUUUUAUAUCAUUGUGCUUUUAAAAGAGAAAUGAGGUUGGAAAACAGCAAGUUGCUUUUAGCUGAACACACAUCCUGAAAUAAACUGUGGACCAAUCACUACAAGCUGGGAGACAGUAUUGAGUUUUCAAGAAACCUAUGGGCAUAGCUCAAAGGGUAUGUAGGUCUUGGAAUAAUUUUUUUAAAAAAAUAUUUAAUUUUUCUACAUGCUUAAAGAGAAUACAGUCUGAUACAACAAAUAGUUCAGUCUGAAAUGAAAAGCAGUACUGUCUGAGAAAUUUCACAUAACUUUUACUGUCCACAUUCAGGCACAGGUUAAAACUUUUCAGAGCUGGUUUGCUUGUUAAAACUGUAGGAAUUUACUUUUAAUUUUGAGAAGUAAAAACGUUUUUACAAGUAUGUUGUUUGUAUUCAAACCAAACAGUCAUACUUGGGCUUUUACAUAAAGUUUGAAGGCUACACAUUGUAAAUAUUUCAUAAUUACAGUGUUUCAAAAGCAUGCUCAAACAUAGAAGUAGCAAUGUAAUUAUUCAAAGUAAUACUUAAUAUACUCUACUGCUUUAAAUGCAGUAGAUUGACAAGAAUGUGCAAGACUGACAUUUCCAAAGUUGGCUAAUAUGUAAAGUUACAUAAAGAACUAUAACAAAGAGCCUUAAUUUUAAUUUCAUAAAUCUUUAAUGCAUCACCUUUUUGUCAUUAGAAAUACAAAUUUUUUGCUUUACAUUAUUUGGUAUGUAAAUACCUUGGUUAACAACCUUGUAAACCUCUUUCAAGGUUAUUAUAAGUUGUAUAGUAUCUUGAGUGUUUUGAAAAAUCUUGAUGUUUUUUAAGUCUAGAAAUAUUUUGCCCAAGAAUUUUUUAACAAGAUUGUUAAAAACAUCUUAUUUUAGAGAAUAUUCAAUGUGCCAUUUGGUAAACGGAGAUGCAGUUGAAACAGUACACUGAGUUGUGACUUAUUUUUAAUUCAAGUUUUUGUCUUUCUGGGUGGUUUGCAUGUGAUGAACCUGUACAGAGGCUGGGUUGUUUGUGUACUGAGUGUGUAAAUGGAUAAAUCAUGAAGAUGUUUAAAUGGUAUACUUGGGUUAUUUCUGAAUUAUUUUAUGGAUACAUUGAUACAAACUGCCUCAAUAAAUUUGAAGUUGAAAAUGAAUGUAAGUUAGAUAUAAGUACUGUGUCCUCCCCAUGACAGCUAGAGGGUGCAAAUGCCUCAGCUGUGUUCUGGAACACGCCGAGGCAGCACCCUUGGAGCAGGAUGAGUAGGAUUUGCAGUGAUAGUUCAGUGCAGCAAACUUGCAUUUUCAAAGAAACAGAAAGUUUGAUUAAUUUAGAGCUGAUAGUUUCUAAGUGAGUGUCUGAGGAGCUGUACAUUUUACCUUUUCUGUUUCUUACCAUGCAGGUGUUGUGAGUUAGAAUAGUCUGUUUUGAGAUGGAGACUUGCAGUGAUGUCAAACCCAGCCAGGCUGUGCAAACAACUACCCUGAUUGCUGUAGCAAAUCACACGAGGGGGCUUCUCCUCCUCUCCUGUUGACAUGUGAAGUAGUUCCUUGACUUUUAGAUGGGGUGGAAGGUGAGAUAUGUUGGCAGAGCAGCUCAGUCAGUCGGCUCAGCCGUGCCCAGAGGUCCCCGUGGCUCUGGGCACCUCAUGCAAUAAUGACUGAAGGGAGUGUGGAACCACGAGUGCUCGUGGGGACAGAAUCAGCCCUUUAUCUCUGUUUCUCCUUUCUGCUCUACCCAGUGUUUCUCCACUCAAGAUAGGGAGCUUGUCUACAGGACUCUUGUUUUUCUAUAAAUUUUGUAUAUAUGUGAAUAUCUACGCGAGGAUCGGCCUAUACAUUGUAGUUUGGAAAAAAAAAAAACUCACAAGUAAGUCUGUGGUUUUUGUUACACUCAGCCUUUGAAAAAAAUCACGAGUCAGUAGAGGUAUAAAUUGCAAGUUACUUUAGGGUUUCUUAGGCUUCACUUGAAAUCUGGGGUUUCUACAUAACUGUAGGUGUUUGACAUAGACUGUGCUCUGGAUGCAUGCUGGUAUAUAAGCAGUAUGUUCUUACUGAAGAUUUAGAUGAUGCAAGUACAUUGCCACAUAAAUGCCCAUAUAACUGGGUGUGAGAUUAAGGCAGUGAUCUUUCAGGUCUCAAUGUGUAGAUCACUUUAAAUCUGAUUAUUUAAUAUGCCUGCUGUAGAGCUGGGCCGUACCUGACCUGUAUUUCAGGAUGAAAGAUAGGCUAUACCUUCUGAUUUCAGUCUUUUGUCAUUGAUUUUUAUACAGCUUUUCUGUAAUGGUGAUAUUUCUUCGCAGAUGUUCAAGGUAGGGGAGUCUCCAGAGUCCUUUAAUGUUCCUAUAGCACUGCGAGGAAGAGUUGUAAAUUAGAUUGCUUUCUACUCAGUAGCAUUCAUAAAUGCAUCACUGAUGAUUUUUUGGCACCAAAGAGCCUCUUGCACCAUUCUGCUUUUCUGAGUGACACUUAACACUGUUGUAAUUUCUCUAACUACAGAAAUCAACCACUACCUAACCCUCACCACUAGGAUUUGGAUUUCAAAAAGUAUUGAUUUCUUAUGGCUUAAGUUGAUGCUUGCAACCUAACCCAGGGUUGUAAUCUGCGUUUGCAGAAGAUGUUCAAUAAAAGUGAAACAUGAUAAAGGGCUUAUCCUGUAUUGUCAUCUGUCAAAGCAUUGUCCCUCUUUGCUGUAAAACUGACAACAGGCAGACAAGGCUGAACUUGUAAACUAUGCACUUGCAAUCAUGUAAAAGAUGUUUUAUUUAAAACUUUUCCUAUCAAAUGGUUUUGUAUUUUGCAGAGUUGCAGUAGUAAGGCUGUGAAUCUAAGGUUACAUGUAGCUUCUCAUCAGUCCUGCCUCCUUGUGUAUAUUUUUUACCAGUGUCCAGGCAUACUCAUCCUGCAGAACCUUCUUCCUUGCUGAGAUAACUUCAUGAGAAGCUAUUCACUGUACCAGAACCAUUGCCUUCAUUUCACUCCAAAAAGUCUCACAGUGAAUAUAAGGCUUAGUUUUGCAGAAAAAAAAUAGUGAUUUGUUUUUCUUGUGUUUGUACACAAGGAAGCAGACUUAAACUGUAUGGACAUGAUUAGUGUCUGAUACUUCUUAAUUAUUUGACUGUUUUUGAACAAGGGCACAAGUGUUUGUUUUACUCACGUGAAACUGUUUCCUGGUCAGCAAUAAAAGAUUUUGUUGCACUGUUCUUACUUUGCAAGGUACAGGCAAUCUUUUGUUCAAUCAAAAAAUUGAUGGGGUUUGUGAAGAACUGCCUUGUUCCAGCAUGAAUCUUCAUCUAUAGGUACAGUCUGGGGUCUGGAUUGCUGCUGUAAUAGCAAAAGGAAGCUGCUCUUUUGAAAAUGAGUGAGAAUUCAUUUGUUCUGAUCAUAUGUGGUGCCUGUCCAACACUGGUUUAAGGAUUUCAUUUUGUAAUGAAGUUUCUGUUCAUAAAAAGGCAACUGCAAGGCAGUAGCUGCUGGGAAGGUCUUUGUUGUGUUUCAUUUCAGCAACUUUUGUGAAUCUAGUUGAUGGUUUAAAAAAAAAAAUUAAAAAUUGUUGUGCUUUUCAGUAUCACCUG